Molecule: messenger RNA, 2259 nt
Organism: Colletotrichum chrysophilum
Lineage: Eukaryota; Fungi; Ascomycota; Sordariomycetes; Glomerellales; Glomerellaceae
Exons: 2
Coding region: 1-2259 (752 amino acids)
Source: RefSeq, a predicted model, not a curated record
AUGGCUGAAGGCCAGCUUGCGACGCUGCCGCCGAUGGCCUCACACGCCUCUGCCCCAAGUCUCUCGAAAGAUGAACUUUAUCAGUUACAGCAGUGCGAGAGGAUCAUUCAGUUUCGCGAUGCCAUUCUUGCCGGCGCCCAUCCUAGGAUCAAGGUGCCAGCCAAUUUGGCGAAACAAACACCUGCUUUUGCAAACGCUUCUCUGUCCAACCCUUCCACGCCGGCAAAAGACUCGGCUGCAGUCGGUCAGCCCGACCAGCCUGGGGGCUUUCAGUUGGUUGCAAACACGCAAAACGCGUCUCUUCCGGGUUUGGGAAACCUGCUCCCGACUAACGCGAAUCUGCCCCAAAGACCAUAUGGCUCCGGCAAUACUGAGAUCAAUCCUAUUUUCCUCGAGAAAUCUGAUGACCUGAUCAAAGCCGAGAUCCAGCUCCAGAGGCAGCGCCUUGAGCGAGCAUUGCGGGACGAGGUCGACCAACGACGGGCGGCUGUGAAGGCUUCGGCUCAGGCAGAGCCACUCGCCGAUAUCGAUCUCUCCGAUGUCCUCUCCAAAGCUCUCACUCUUGUCCAAGCUACCACAACCAUGCCUGCCAAUGCUAUGCUGGCUGCUAACACUUCAGCUGCAAGUGAUUCAUUUGAUGAGAACUCGUACUACUCCUCCCAACACAACUCGCCCGACUCUUCCCUCCUCAGUUCCCGCGCAGGCAACGAGCCUGACGCUGCCACGCAAGCAAACAAGGCGUCUGCGCCUUCACAACCCUUCGACUUCCAGACUCAGGUUCAAACCAGUCCAACCUCCGGCCUGCCUUCCUCGCUUUCCCAUGCGUCUGCUACUCAUCAGCCACAGGGCCAAGCUUCGACGUUCACUCCAUCCCACGCACGAGCUGCCCCGAGUGCAGUCGAUAUCGCACAAUAUGACCGAGAACCUCCUGAUAGUUCGCCACAAGGAGGACGGAAUAUUGAGAAGCGAAAGGGCAAGAAAAAGAACAAGGUGAACAAGAAGGCGGCCCGGCAAGCGCAGGAGGCCGAGCCUUACAUCAAGCCUGAACCCCGGUCACCCUCUCCCAUGAACGCGCCUUCGUUUAUUCGACCCCCCAAGCGCCAGAGAAGACAGGGAGAGGAGGAGCCUCGAUAUGCCCAGUCAGAGCGCCAAUUUUCUCGCUCCUACAGGGACGAAGCCGCAGCUCCAGCUUACGAGAACCAAGAGUAUCGCCGACCUGUCAGUCAAGCCGCCGUUGCUGCUGAAUACGGGUACGGAAGAGAGUACGUGGAGGAUGCCCGCGUCCCUAGUGGCGCAGAGUAUGUACGGCGAGUACAGUCGCCUGGCGUAUACGCCGUCCAUACUGCGCCGAGUGAGAUUUACGCAACUUCUCCAGCUAGUGUCGAUCGCUACGGUAGGGAACCUACACGAUACUACCGAGACGGCUACGAGGUCACGCGUAUGAGUACUCGCCCCGUGGCUGAGCGUGGAAGAUCUCGUUCCCCGGCCAUGAGGGGGAGAGGAUCACCACUUAUGGGACCCCCGAAGGGGCCGCCUGCCAGAGUCGUAGUAGAUCCCACUAGCGGCCGCAGAUACUACGAACCCGCCAGCGUGCUUCGUCAGUCGGCCGCGCCGCAACAACCAGAGAUUAUUUACGAGAGAGCACCGAUCCGAGCCGAGUCCAGACGGCCCGGGCCGGACCCGCGCGACGAUGACGUCCUUUACCAGAGAACCUCACCCAUGUACGCGGUACCACGCCGUGUGCUCACCCAGCCAGAGUAUGGAACGUCAGAUGCUCAUCGUAUAUAUCGCCAGCGGGAAUACUCGUCGAGACCGAUGCCGCCACCAGGAGAGGAGUAUGUUCAGAUAAGGGGCGGAACGGAGCGGCGCAUUGUGGAGGGGUUGCCACAGGAGUACAUGAUGCGUGCGACGACGGUGCGUCCGGCCGAGACGAUACGAUACGAACUUCCUCGGGAGUAUGGGAGAGUACAGAGCGUGAGACCAGAGCAGCUGCCUGUUCGGGACUACGGCGGUGCGCCCAUACACCCGGAAAGUCGACGGGAGGUGAUCCCGCCCAUUCCUCGUUCGUACAGCGUACGGCCGGCAGCCGAGUCCCACGUUGUGCGGAGAGAGUAUAGUGUCAGGCCGCUGGAUCAGCCGUACUACGGUCAGCCGGUCCCCGCCCGGGGUGAACCGGAGGUAUCGUAUAUUGAGCGGCCGAGAGUGGCCGCCCCGGAAGUAUACUACACCGAGGAGGGGCCCCGUCAGGUGUAUCGGUGA